Theobroma umbraticum is the source of this 3079-nucleotide messenger RNA. RefSeq names its product putative protein S-acyltransferase 19. Gene Ontology annotation, cellular component: Golgi apparatus; endoplasmic reticulum. Lineage: Eukaryota; Viridiplantae; Streptophyta; Magnoliopsida; Malvales; Malvaceae. Gene Ontology annotation, biological process: protein targeting to membrane; peptidyl-L-cysteine S-palmitoylation. Gene Ontology annotation, molecular function: protein-cysteine S-palmitoyltransferase activity. The record is from RefSeq and is a predicted model, not a curated record.
AGUGUACGCUUCUCUGUCAACGAUUUUCUCUUUUGUCAAUUUCUGUUUUUAUUCUUUUUUUUGUCAAAACAGGUUUUCGCAUUCUCUCUUCCCUUUCUUCACUCUGCCUUCCCUGUAAGGCUGGGCUCUUUCUAUUUUUUUUUUUUUGCUUCCUUCCUUAGCUUUAUUGCUUUCCAUUUCCUAUUCUUAUACUAAAUACUACCUAUGGCUUCUUGCUAACAAAUUACUAACAUUCUCUCCCUUUUUUUUUUUUAAUUUUCCCAUUCUUUUCUUUUUUGGGUUCUUAAUUUUUUACUUCGUUGCUAAGAGGUGAGCUCGCUCUCUUUCUCUUUCUGUCUCUCCCAAAACUGUUUUUUUCCUUACUUUAAUGAGAGUCUCUCUAUAGGGUCUCUUUCUUUUUUGGUUAGGGUUUUGGGUUCUCAGUGUAGUGGGGGAGGGGUCUGAAUCUUCUGAGGGGUAGUUAUGGUGAGGAAACAUGGAUGGCAACUACCUGCUCACACCUUUCAGGUUGUUGCUAUUACUGUGUUCUGCUUGUUAGUGGUUGCGUUUUAUGCUUUCUUUGCUCCUUUCCUUGGAGGGCGCAUCUGGGAAUAUGCUCUGGUUGCGACUUACUCACUGGUGGCACUCCUUGUUUUUAUUCUCUAUGUUCGGUGUACUGCAAUUAACCCUGCUGAUCCUGGCAUCAUGUCAAAAUUCAGCGGUGGAACAAACAAACUUGAUAUAAAGCAUGGGUUAUCAGUGAAGGAUUUACCCAGAAAAUUUGAUGAAUUUGGUAGUGGGAUGCAUUCAUCCCCGUCAACAGUUUCCAGAAGUUCCAUAGCAGCACCAAACUCAAGUAAGAAAGGUUCAGUGGGGGAUGCUGCAACAAUAGAUGUUCCAGCACAGUCUGCAACCAGGAAGUAUUGUUGUAUUGGAGGAAUCUUUUGUGCCUUAUUUGUUCAUGAAGAUUGUCGUAAACAGGAUGGGGCUGCUGAGCAAGGCAGUGAAGAUGCUUUGUUCUGCACCUUGUGCAAUGCUGAGGUGCGCAAGUUUAGUAAGCAUUGUAGAAGUUGUGAUAAAUGUGUAGAUGGUUUUGAUCAUCACUGCCGGUGGCUAAACAAUUGUGUAGGACACAAAAAUUAUGUGACAUUUAUCUCUCUCAUGGCCAUCAGUGUUGUUUGGCUUGUUAUGGAAGCUGGGGUUGGUAUCGCUGUUCUUGUUCGAUGCUUUGUUAACAAGAAAGGCAUGGAGACUGAGAUUAUUGAUAGGCUUGGAAAUGGUUUUUCUCGUGCCCCAUUUGCAACAGUUGUGGCUGUAUGUACUGCAGUUUCUAUCCUCGCUUGUGUACCACUGGGUGAACUUUUCUUUUUCCACAUGAUACUGAUCAGAAAGGGUAUAACAACCUAUGAGUAUGUUGUGGCAAUGAGAGCAAUGAGUGAGGCACCGGCUGGAGCAUCAGUGGAUGAGGAACUGCCAAAUAUGAUGUAUUCUCCAACUGGAUCAGCUACAACUGGCUUGAGUGGUGGAAGUUCUCUGGGCCUUCAGUACAAGGGUGCAUGGUGUACCCCUCCUAGAGUUUUCAUAGAUUAUCAGGAUGAAGUUGUGCCUCAUUUGGAGCCUGGAAUGGUCCCAUCUACUGUUGAUCCGGAUGCAGCUGGUUUUGCAGAAAGAGGGAACAAGGGACCCAAAAGGGCUGUUCGUAUUAGUGCGUGGAAGCUUGCAAAGUUGGAUUCUAAUGAUGCCAUGAGGGCAGCAGCAAGAGCAAGAGCAUCUUCUUCUGUUCUACGGCCUGUUGACAACCGUCGUUUAGCAGAUCCUGAACUUAGUUCCAGUGGCAACAUGAGCAUUAGAAGUAGCGUUAGCACAGAUACAGGUGCAAAUAAAGAGAUAAAGAAUGACCAUAGAUUAUCUCCAUUUGGAAACUCUUUUGCUCCAAGUCAAGGUAGCCGUGAUGAGUAUGAAACAGGAACUCAAAGUGUAAGUAGCUUCAGCAGUCCAAGCCACAUUCAUGAGUCAGUCACACUUAGCCCUCUGCCACAAAAUCAAGGUUUGGGUCGUCUUAAUACUGCUACCUCAGUUCCUGGCAUUCCUGAUCGUACCAUAACAUCUAAGGCAGCUUUUCCUGCAACCAACAAUCCCAUCACACAUGCCUCAUCAGGAUCUGAUGAAAAGAUAAUGCAUAAGGGUGGAAUUAGUGAUCCAUUGUUGCUUUCAGCUCCUGCUGCUUCUCUUCUUCGAGAUGUCAAAAGGACAUCUGUUGUCUGGGAUCAAGAAGCUGGUAGGUAUGUAUCAGUUCCUGUCUCAGCAACAGAAGCUCGGAAUAGAUCAUCCAUGCAAAUAGGCUUGCCAAAUUCUAGUGGAGAAACUAGUAUGCAGGGUAGAAGGGUGGUUUUCCCGCCACAGGAGUCUUCUUUGGCAGCAAAGGCUCCAGUGCAACAGGCAGAGAAGCUAUUAUAUACAGGAGACUCAAUUUUCUUUGGUGGCCCACUUUUGAGUGUUCCAGUUAGAGAUAGUUUGAGGAAUGAUAAGGGUUUGGGUUCAAGGGAGGCUCAAGAAAGAGUAGCUCUAAACUUGCCUCGAGAGUCUAGAUUCAAAAGGGAUUCGGUCUCAAACCAACUUCCUGUGUUUGUCCCUGGGGGUUUCGAACACAACUCUGCAUCGCAUUCUGGUUUAAAGUAGCUUUCACAUUGACUCCUAACAAAGUUUCUGUACAACUUUUCCUCAAAUCAUCAAGAUUACUGGUGAAAGAGUAAUGGAAAUUGAUGAAACCUCUCAGAUGAGCUACUUGUGCAUCGGAACCUUGCAAUUUUGGGCUGUUGCAAACUAGAUUACUUUGCAUGGUUCAAGAGGUCUCUUCUCAAAUGAAUUAUAUGACUUGACACUUCGGCUUGUGGUGAAAUUUGUAAAGUGAGGUGAUGUCAAGAGGUGAGUCUCUCUCUCUCUCUCUCUGUGUUUAACCUGGGCUAGUUCUACAUUGCAAUUACAUUUUAUCUCUUUUAGAACCAAGCUUCAUUGGUGGCUCAUGAAUAAUUUAUUUGUCAAACUUCAAUUUACUUUUUGUUUAUGUUGCUUUCAGGGAUUUGAUAAUUUGUAUACUAAA